Messenger RNA from Cololabis saira (Pacific saury), 3495 nucleotides. It is a transcript of the gene tap1, whose product is annotated as transporter 1, ATP-binding cassette, sub-family B (MDR/TAP). NCBI's taxonomy places the organism in Eukaryota, Metazoa, Chordata, Actinopteri, Beloniformes, Belonidae. The transcript has 13 exons. The record is from RefSeq and is a predicted model, not a curated record. Gene Ontology annotation, cellular component: membrane. Bases 38 to 2257 code for a protein of 739 amino acids. Gene Ontology annotation, biological process: transmembrane transport. Gene Ontology annotation, molecular function: ABC-type oligopeptide transporter activity; ATP binding; ATP hydrolysis activity.
CUUUUGUACAGUACCGACCUGACUUCAUAACAUUUUUAUGGAAGAUCGGCUUUCUAAAAACGAUCGACCCGGCAUGCAGAAGAUGAGCCUGUUGUCCCCGCUGGUGUGCGUGGUCCUGGACCUGUGCGUGCUGCGUGCCCUGCGCCUGGCCCAGCUGUCGCCCCUGCUGGGGUCGCGGCCCCUGGCCACCCUGUGGGGGGCCGCCGUGGCCCGGGCCGCCCUGCUGGCCGGCCUGGCCUGCACCUGCCCGGGCAGGCUGCCGUGGAUGAGCAGCCCCGCGGCGCUCCGCAGCGUGGCCGUGCUCUGCUUCCACUUCCCCGUGUACGUGACCGCGCUGGGGGCGAUGGGCCGGUCCACGCUGGAGGAGCUGUGGGGCUGGCACUCGUGGGAGAGGCUGUUGCAGGGUUACGUGGUGACGGCAGUGGCCGGGCUCUACUGGACUCGCUACGUCUCAGCUAAGCCUACGAGGAAGCCGUCGCAGAAGCCCGGACCGGACGCCAGUGCCGCCCUGAAGAGGCUGGUGGGAUUCAUGAAGCCGUACCUGGGACGCUUUGUUAUCGUGUUAGUUCUCGUGGUUGGGUCGUCUUACGGUGAGAUGGCCAUCCCUCAGUACACGGGUCACAUGGCUGACUGGAUCCAGGACGAAGGGUCAUCUGAUGCGUUCAUUCAGGCCAUCACAGUCAUGACACUAAUGACAAUCGCCAGCGCUGUGUUCGAGUUUGUGUGUGACCUCAUCUACAACAUCACCAUGAGCCUCAUACACACCUCGGUGCAGGGAGCCGUCUUCCAGGCUGUGCUCAAGCAGGAGAUCGCUUUCUUCGACUCCAGCUCCACAGGCGAACUGGUGUCCCGCAUUACCACGGACACCAACGACAUGAGCGAGGCGCUGAGCGAGAAGCUGAGUCUGCUGAUGUGGUACGCGGCGCGCUUUGCCUUCCUCUUGUUCUUCAUGCUGAGCCAGUCGUGGAAGAUGACGCUGCUCACCUGCAUGGGGCUUCCCAUCAUCUGGGUCAUCCCGGAGGUCACCGGACACUUCCACCAGACCAUCGCUGUGAAGGUUCAGGACUCGCUGGCGAAGGCCAACCAGGUUGCCACGGAGACCUUCGCCUGCAUGAAGACAGUGAGGAGUUUCGCCAACGAGGAUGGGGAGACGGAGAAGUACAGGAAGCGGCUGGAACACACUUACUCCCUCAAUAAAAAGGAAGCAGCAGCGUACGCAGCUUCCACCUGGGCUAACAGCAUGACCACAUUGGCCUUGAAAAUAUUUAUCCUGUACUACGGAGGGACGCUUGUGACCAGGGGGGCUGUCAGCAGCGGAGACCUGGUUUCCUUCGUUCUCUACGAGCUUCAGUUUGCCUCCGCGGUCGAGGCUGUCAUGCGCUAUUACCCAGAGGUGAAGAAAGCAAUCGGCGCCUCUCAGAAGAUCUUUGAAUACUUGGAUCGGAAGCCUGUGGCGCCCCCUUCGGGCAGCUUGGCCCCUGGGGAUCUUAGUGGCCAUAUUGAGUUUAAAAAUGUGAAGUUUUCCUACUCAGGGAAGACGGAGGAGAACAGCCUUGUGCUUAAGGGACUGUCUCUGGAGGUGAAGCCGGGGCGAAUCACUGCCAUCGUGGGACUGAACAGAUCGGGGAAGUCCACUUGCGUCAAGCUGCUGGAGAGGUUUUACCAGCCGCAAGAAGGGGAGAUCCUACUGGACGGCAAGCCCCUGCAAAGCUACGAAGACCAGUACCUACAUGACAAGAUGGCGGUGGUGAGCCAGGAUUGCGUGCUGUUUGCUCGCUCCGUACGGGAGAACAUCAAGUACGGCUACGAAGACGCCUCUGACGAGGAGAUGUUCAGAGCUGCCGAGCAGGCCAGCGCCCACAACUUCAUCUUGGAGCUGCCGAAGGGCUACGACACAGAUGCCGGGGAGAAAGGAGGCCAAGUGUCUGGGGGACAGAAGCAGCGCAUCGCCAUUGCCAGAGCUCUGAUCAGAGACCCAAAAAUCCUGAUCCUGGACAACGCCACCAGUGAUCUGGACACGGAGAACGAAUAUCAGGUCCGCCAGGCGCUGUCCAACCUGGCCAGGAGCCGCUCGGUGCUGAUGAUCGCCAGCAAGAUGAGCGUCGCAGAGAAGGCCCAUCACAUCAUUGUCCUCGACAACGGGACGGUGAAGGAGGAGGGAAGUCAUGACGAGCUGAUGAAGAAAGGAGGUCUUUAUGCCGAGAUGGUAGAAAAGCAGAAGAAGGGCUUCCAGCGCCAACAAGAGGACUCACAGUGACAUGUUUGAGUGGCAAAGAAAAGGUUCGAGGCAGCUGGUUUGAAGAGGUCGAAACAUAAACAUUUGUAUUGUAAAGACUUACUUUGAUAAGAAAUUAGGCUUUUUACUACAAAUGUUUGAACCACUAAGACAAUUGCACCUUAAAAGAUGGUGAAACUGCUCCAGACCGGGACAGUUAGAGUCCUCUCAGCAUAAUUUAUUGUCAAAAUGUACAAAAAAAUGCUUCCCGCUAAAAUAAACCAGCAAGGAAUGUAAAUGCUCUGUUCAGAACAAUAAUCAUCAGACGUCAGUAAUUCAAUCAAGCUGUCUGGUUUAAAGUAUUAAAUUGAAUUAAUACUUUAAUUCAAUUCAGUUUAAAUGCAGCUUCAUUUAUAAAUCACCAAAUCCUGACAAAUGUCAUCUCAAGACUUCAACAAUACAGCUCGACUCAUUCCAACUUAGUCCAAUUCAUACAGAGCCAAUAAAAAUAAAAUGACAUCUAUAUUUGUGUAGCUACGGAAACCAACAGAUUGCAUCAAUACUUAAAGGCAGCAGUUCAACAUCUGGAGUGCAGAGGUGCUCCUUCACAGUAACAUGUCCAGGAUUACAACUAAAAAUAUUUCAGACACCUCCAGCACCGGAGUAGGAGUCUGUUGCUUCUGCGUCGCUGCUGCAUGGCCGAACUACCAAGACAAAACACUGUGUACACCGAUGGUUUUAUUCAUGAAAACGUUUCCAAAGGUCUCUGAUAGUUUGAAGGUACAACUGAGUGAAGACAGCUGACCCCCAUCAUUUUUUUUAUCUACACUUUAUUUAUUUAAUCAGUGUGCUGGAAUACAACUUUAACAUAAUCAAACAAUAGAAACUUCUCAACUUUGGCGUGUACGAAGCUCAAACAUAAAGGCUUACGGGUUCAGGAGCUCUCUGAGACCUGCGUGUUGAUGUCGACUGAGAAAGGAAAUACAUAUGUCACAGGUAACAACAGUAACAGUUUAAACUUACUAAUUACAAUAAGAUUGUGGAAACUGACUCUUAAUUCAUACAUUUUUCACAACAUCGUAAAUGACUGAAAACACUUGUGAAGAGCCAGUGGAAUUGCAAUUAUAUACGUCGGAAAUGGUCCCAUCCAACAGAUUUGAGGUAUUUUAUUUUGAAAAUUUUCAGGUGUUUCUGAUCGUGUCGGUGAGUCUUUUAUAUUUGUAAAAUAGUUACUUAUUUUUCUCCUGUACUUUGAACCUGUGAUGUGUUCAUUUGUUCUU